Molecule: messenger RNA, 2022 nt
Organism: Arachis stenosperma
Lineage: Eukaryota; Viridiplantae; Streptophyta; Magnoliopsida; Fabales; Fabaceae
Exons: 6
Coding region: 1-2022 (673 amino acids)
Molecular function (GO): zinc ion binding; nucleic acid binding
Source: RefSeq, a predicted model, not a curated record
AUGGCAAUGUUCAAGCAAGCACUUAAGGAUUACUUUGUAUAUGAGGAAAAAGAGCUUAUGUAUUUGAAGAAUGAGCCAAAGAGGAUUAGAGCAAGGUGUGCUGAGGAGGGUUGUCCAUGGCUGGUGUUUUGCUCUCAUAAUAGUCAGAGUCUAAGUUUUCAAAUCAAGACAUUCAUUGGAGAGCAUAACUGUGGUAGGAAUUUGAGCAGCAACAUGGCUGAUAGAGCUUGGGUGACAAGUAAGUUGGUAAAAAGGUUGGUAACUCAACCUCUAAUGACUCCGAAAGAGGCACUAGAGCACAUGAAGCAGGACUAUAAUGUCCAUAUAAACUAUAGGAUGAUAUACAGAGCCUUGAAAGCUGCUAGAGAGCAAGCAAUUGGAAAGGAGCGAGAACAAUAUGGAAAGCUACAUGACUACUUAAAUGAAAUUCACAGAAGCAAUCCUGGAUCCACUGGUAUGGUUGAUGUAAUUCCUCAACUGGAGGGUCGUCCACUCUUCAAUAGGUUGUACAUUUCACUGGAUGCUUGCAAGAAAGGCUUCAAGGUGCGCUGUCGUCCUCUGAUCGGAUUGGAUGGAUGCUUCUUAAAAGGGUACUUUGGUGGUCAUCUGUUGUCAGCUGUGGGGCAGGAUGCCAAUAAUAGUUUCUUUGUUAUAGCAUUUACUGGAUUGGCUAAGGCAUUGCAUGAGGUAAUGCCACAAGCCCAUCAUAGGAACUGUGUCUUACAUAUAUGGAAAAACUUCAUCAAGAACUUUAAGGACAAGCACACAAAAGGGCUAGUUUGGAAGGCUGCUAAGAGCACAACAAUGAGAGAAUUCAAAGACUCAAUGGAACUUGUGAAGAAGGUGAACAAGGAUGCUUGGGAGUAUCUACGGAAGUUUGAUCCUGGUGCAUGGACGAAGGCUUACUUUAGCCAUGGCCCGAAGUGUGACAAUAUCACCAAUAACAUGUGCGAAGUUUGGAAUGCCAAGAUCGUGGAGUAUAGAGAAAAACCGAUUUUAACUAUGUGCGAGGAGCUUCGAAGUUACAUUAUGCGAAAGAUGGCAGGGCACAAGCACAGAAUAAGCAAAUGCAAGGGUAAAUUAGCUCCAGUUCAACAACUAAGGCUGGAUGAGUAUAUCAUUCCUGAGAGCAAUAAGUGGACAGCAGAGUGGACUGGGGAUGAGGCAAAGGUAUUGUUUGAAGUCCAGAGGUUGCCUUGCAAGCAUGCAGUGGCUGCUAUCUCAAGGUUAAGGAAACAAGGGCUGAGGCCAGAGGAUUUUGCACAUAAAUGGCUUACAAUAGAAGCUGUUCGGGUUACUUAUAGGGACUCCAUUAAACCAAUGAAUUCUGAGGAGUUUUGGAAAGAAACAAACAGGCUGCGUCCAGAGGCACCAAUCAUUAGGAGAGCCCCUAGGAGACCAACCAAAAAAAGGGCUGUUGAUGUGGUGGCUGAGUCACAAAUGCAGCAGCAAGGUCACAAGGCGAGGAAGUCAUUCCAAGUCACGUGCAGUAAAUGUGGGCAAAAGGGACACUACCACAUGACUUGCAAAGGACCUCCUGCAAAUCUGAAUUGGCAGCCAAAACGAAAGAAGGCAAAGCAACAACAAAUUGGAAAUCAAUCAUCACAGCUACCUCCAGAUCAUAUAGUAGCUGAGAUUGUUAUUUUUGGAUUUGCACAGGCCGGGGAAGGAGUUGGAAGCAAUGUUCCCCAAAAUGUUACUGCCACAUCUAUUGAUCCAGUGAGUAAAGCAAAAAGGCAAAAGAAAAAAGUCCCAAAGACCUCUAACACUCACUCAGUCCAACAAGAAACAAGGAUUGACACUCAAUCCUCACACCCUGCCCAACCACCAGUAGAGGGUGUGGACUAUAACACUGAGCUCUCAAACCAUACUACCCCAACUACACUCAACCACGGGCCAAACUUCAGACCCAAGCAAGCUAUAACUAGACCUCCAGCACCUACGGUGUACCACCCUCAACAGCAGGCCACAGCCCCAACAAUUCAGCCACCUCUACAGCAAGCAACAACCCCAAACUCAUAA